GAAUUGUUCAAGGGGUCCAUAAAUGAGACUUAAGUAUCGAUAUUUUUUAUAUAGGGUUUAUCGGCCACCACCAUAUAUUUAUCGCCAUCAAUUUGGUCCAUUCCUAGCAUUUCUUUUCGGCGCGUAGUUUUUCGAAGCCCCGUUUAAUCCUUAAAACUGCUAUGGACUUUGAUAAUGCUAAAGAGAAUAUACAGCCGUUGGCAAGCGGUCGCAACGUAAGCCUGUUGCAGGCUUCACUCAGCCAGGACUCAGGACAGGCUCAGGAACUAUUGGCACAGCGCAAGCAAUGGGAGGAGAAGGUACGCUCUUAUUCCGGGGAGGACCCUCUGGACCCUUGGUACUCGUACAUAUGCUGGAUCGAACAGAGCUAUCCGGCAGGAGGCACUGGUUCUGGCUUACAGGCAGCUCUCUACCAAUGCCUUACCAAGUUCGAGAAGGACGAGCGUUACCGACAGGAUCGGCGUUUCAUUAAGUUGUUUAUCAAGUUUAUGGAAAAAGAAAAGGACCAAAUCCAGUGCUACCAGCAGAUGUACAACGACGGUAUUGGAACCAUGCUGGCUGAUUUUUACAUUGCCUGGGCAUAUAGCUACGAUCUUAGUGGAAACAUGCGCAAAGCCGACGAGAUUUUCCGCCUCGGAAUGGACUGUCGAGCCGAACCGUUAGAAGAUUUGCGUGAGGCCCACCAACAUUUCGGCUUCACGGUGUCCCAACGUAUGUUCUAUACCGACGGCGAGGAGGUCAGCGCAGUCACACAGGAGUUGAAUGAGCGACGGCUUGCACUGCAAUCGUUGCAUGGCCGCCGAAAAAGAAGCACCAGCACCGUUACUGUAGGCAGUGUUCGCACUGGUGCUGCCGUAAAAAGCGGAAUGCCGGGUGUGGUGCAGGUUGACGCUCCGAGUACAAGCCGCAUGCGCAAUGCUAGCCGCAAUGUGGAGGUUUAUAACGACGAGAAUGUUGAUGUCAAUGUGCUGCCGACCGUUGCCGAAGUUGAAACUAAGUCGACCCUGCGUUCCAUAAUUGAUGCGGCCCGCGGACAAGAGAAUGUUAAAGAAACGGUGGCGUGGAACAUGGCGCAUUCCAAUUCACACAAGAGCGGUAAGAUGUUUGCAGGAAACGUCUCGCCAGAUUUGGGUUUUGACAUACACAUAGAUGAACCAUCGCUGCCACCGAUUACAAACUACGAACGUCGCCUGGAGAAACCCUUCAGAUUUACCCCGAACUUCGUGGCCAAAAGCAUUCCGCAGGAAGCUUGGGUGACGCCAGUCACCAUCGAGGACGAGCCAAACUCAACCGGAGUGCCCUCCUACCACAAGUGUCUCCUGUACCCACGACCCAACUUGGAGUUUUCCCCCGAAGAGUACCGCGCUUACAUGCAUUUAAGCCGGCACGAUCCCAAGCACGCCUUUGUUUUAAGACAAAAUGAGUACUGGGGCACAGGCGCACUUACGGGCGUCCGUUGCUACCCAAACUUCGCCAAAAUUUCUAAGCCGCAACCUCGCGACGAAUUGGAUCAGUACUGGAAGCCACCACCGGUUUCGGGUUUGCAGACCGUGUUUGAAAAGUUAUAUGACGACGAGGAGAAAAUGGAGUAUCAGCCGGAGGAACUCCUGGCAAAAAAAUGGCAGCAAAAACGGAACAACACUAUGCACGGCGAGGUUGACAUGGAGGAGACAGUAUGCCUCUCUGGAAAUAAAAUUCCCCGACGUAAAAGUUUUUUCCCCACUUCUCUUAAAAAGUCUAUUGCACAGCGUAAUAUGUCUGACGUAAUGGAAGAAAUAACGCAGGAUUGUGCUGACCCCGCCGCAGAAACAAGUCAUGCUCCGCCACCGGUGGUGGUUUCCCCUGCAGUUGCCAAACCGACAUCUCAAAAAUCUGCCGCACCGCCGGCGGAAAACUUUGCUGUGCCAGCACCGCCUACCAAUAAAAUAGAGAUUUACGAGGACUCAGAGGAGCAAAAACCAAACACAAAACCAGCUCCUUCGGGUCCCUUUUUUGAAGCGGAUGAAACAUGCUCCACUCAAAUGUUCAAUAUGUUCCUAAAGAAUCAGGCAGUAAGCACUCCCAAGUGUUCUCAAAAACAGGCGCCGGUAAGACAGUUUGGCACCGUGCUGAAAGAAUUAUCGACGGUUGAUGAUGGAGCACUGGCUGCCUCCGCGGAGUCUCCUUUGGAGCCUCAGUCCCCCAAGUUGCGUAAAGAGCUUUCCACUAUUUUAGAGACUUCCGAACACGGUACCCAGAGCUCUGCAACCUCCAAUGCAACCACCAAGUCGACCAUAACUUCAACUUCAUCUUCGCCUGGUUCACACGGGGCAGUGACUUUAGUCACUAAAAGUGCGGAAUAUACACCAGGUCCUAUUCGUCUUCAGAAGCCCGCUGUUCCGGAAUUCUCUACGGCCAAGGAGCAAGACCUUCCUGGAGAAAACUUUUCACGACGCGAGCUGUGGGAGCCGAAUGCACCUAGCGUACCGAUGCUAAAAUCAUUGCGUUUUCAGGAGGACAAGACGGAGACUAUUCCCAGACCGCUUUCUUGCUUUCAAGAGGAUAAAACAGAAACGCUACCCCGCCUUCCAUCUGCACUGCCGGAGAUUUCUCUUCACCAAUCACUGGCUCCUUCACCCCAACUUCCAUCACUAGACAAUGAGAGCGAUCUUUGUGGAUUUUUCGGAAAAACUCCGCCCAAGAUGCAUCCGUUUGGUUCUCCAUUGUCACAAGUCUCGACCAAGCGCACAUGCGACCAGGCUACGCCGGACAUUUUUAGCAAAUCCAUUAGAAACAAAAAGGAUCAAAGUGCCAAAAUCACAGAUGACUUGUCGUUUGUUCCUGAAACACAACCGAUGUCACUACCCACGCCAAAUGUGGGAGUCAUGCAGAAGCAGUUUGAGAUUUUUCUCGAUGAGACUCAGCCAGAGCUACCAACUCCAAAAGACCUUAGCCUUCCCUUAAACUGCACUCUACCGGAAACGCAAGUGUCCGUGCGAAAGUCGCCGCGCUUGGAGUUAUCUCUGCGAAAGGAAACCGACGCCAUCGGCCCUUCCCACAUCACCUCGUCGUUUAUAAAGGAUUGCAUUGAACUAAGUACCUGCCCGCCUCCUCCAGUGUCUACUACCACAUUCAACAGUAAGUGCUCAAAGUUUAGCGAUCAGUCCAUGUCAGGAUCUCGAGAAGAAUCAACAGGAAAGCGUGAUUCAGACAGUGGAAAGAUCGACAAUUUUUUCGAGCUGAACGCAGCUACUGAGAUGUUUGCUACGAACAUUAGCAUGAUUAAGAAUUCUACGCUUCUACCACCGCCACCGCCUGCCGAAGCAACGAAGGCACUGCCAUCGCCUAAAGAUGAAAUGAGCAUAUAUUACAAGACACCUCCGUUAACUCCCAAGCAGUCUCACCAUUCCUGGCCGCGGCCCAAAUUGGAGACACAUCAGGAUGACAAUUACAUCCACCCCAAAGGCACUAUGGACGCGACCAUGCUGAACGAAACUAUAUCCGAUACUAACGUAAACCCUUUUAAUGUGGACCUCAUUGCCUCGUUUCUUAAGUCCGUUGACUUCUACAUGUACAUCGAAGAGCUUCCACACUGUCAGUUGGUGGGUCACGUUAAAAGGUUGCAACCCAACACACAGAUUGAGAUACAUGAUGAGCGGUUCGAAGUUUCAAAGAUGAUUGGCAAGGGCGCUUACGGGUCCGUCUAUGUAGGUCGCCACACUAACUCCGGCAAGAAGGUGGCCCUUAAACAGGAGCGGCCUCCUAGUUAUUGGGAGUUCUACAUCAGCCUUGAGGUGCACAGUCGUUUAACCAGUGAGCAAAUGAUGUCUGCAUAUGCACAUAUUGAUUACGCUUUAGUCGGCAACAAUUCGAGUGUGUACGUUUCAGACUAUGCGGAGUAUGGAUCUCUAAUUGGUGUGUGCAACAAGGUCAAGAAUGCCACCAACAAAAAUCUUGAUGAAUAUGUGGUGAUGCACAUGAGCUGUCAGCUGCUCGACAUUAUCGACCAUCUGCACGCCAUAGACAUUAUUCACGCAGACAUAAAGCCGGAUAACUUCCUGCUGAUGAGGCCAUUGGGUUCGAAUCCCAAUGAGGUCAGCCUGCAGCUGAUUGACUUCGGCGUGGCCAUCGACACCAGGCUCUUCCACGCCAAUCAGACAUUCAAUUAUGUGCAUCAUGAUGAGAUGUUUAAGUGUAUUGAGAUGCGUACGCAGCGCCCGUGGACUUAUCAGCUUGAUUUAUUCGGCUUGGUGGGCGUUAUGCAUGUGCUGCUCUUGGGCCGGUACAUGGAGGUGGUGCAACGAAAUACAAAUGGUGUUUGGAUGCCGAAGACCGCCCUGCCACGCUACGUCCAGCGUCAGUUAUGGGAAACAAUAUUUCGAACCCUACUCAACGUUCGUGACUGCCGCACGAUGCCUAAUUUGCAGGAAUUGAAGGCGCUUCUAAAAUCUGAAUUACUUGAGAAGGAGAAGUAUGUGAAGGAGGCAAUAACGUUAUUUAAUAAAAUUGUAAAUACCUAGAUACGUUACAUAAAUUUAUUGAAAAAAAAUAUAAAAUUUUAUAAUAUUUAACGAUAGGCACAAUAAAAAUAUGUUUUUAAUUAAA
Molecule: messenger RNA, 4584 nt
Organism: Drosophila ananassae
Lineage: Eukaryota; Metazoa; Arthropoda; Insecta; Diptera; Drosophilidae
Exons: 5
Coding region: 162-4499 (1445 amino acids)
Biological process (GO): mitotic spindle assembly checkpoint signaling; meiotic sister chromatid cohesion, centromeric; protein phosphorylation
Molecular function (GO): protein kinase activity; ATP binding
Source: RefSeq, a predicted model, not a curated record